CCUCCAUUAGUGUUGACCGACCAGGCGAUGUAAGCGAUGACACAUAUAUAAGCUACAAUCGAAUCUCCAAGUGCUAUAUAUAGAGCUCUGUAUAUGAUAAUUUAUCAAAUCAGUACUAGCAAUUUUAUUUCUUUCUUGUUUAUUCAUAUAUCAAAAAUGGCUAACAAUGAGGUGAUUUUGUUGGAUUUUUGGCCUAGCAUGUUUGGCUUGAGGCUGAGGAUUGCACUUGCUGAAAAAGAGGUUAAAUAUGAGUACAGAGAAGAGGAUUUGCCGAACAAAAGCCCUCUGCUUUUGCAGAUGAACCCUAUUCACAAGAAAAUCCCUGUUUUGAUUCACAAUGGUAAACCGAUUUGUGAGUCUAUUAUUGGAGUUGAGUAUAUUGAUGAAGUUUGGAAGGAUAAAGCCCCUUUGCUCCCUUCUGAUCCUUAUGAGAGGGCACAAGCUAGGUUUUGGGCUGACUACAUUGACAAGAAGUUUUAUUGGGCUUCAAGGAAGCUGUGGACAACAAAAGGAGAAGAGCUGGACGCAGCUAAGGAAGAGUUCAUAGUAUGCCUCAAAGUUCUGGAGGGAGCACUAGGAGACAAGCCUUAUUUUGGAGGGGAUAACUUUGGUUUUGUGGAUAUUGCUCUCAUUGGGUUCUACUGUUGGUUUAGUGCCUAUGAGACUUACGGUAACUUCAGCACAGAGGCUGAGAGCCCAAAGUUUGUCGCUUGGGCCAAGAGGUGUAUGCAGAGGGACAGUGUGGCUAAGUCUUCGCCCGACCAACAUAAGGUCCUCGAGUUUGUGAAAGUUGUUAGGCAGAGGCUUGGAAUUGAAUAAAAAUAUGCUUAUGCAAUUAUGCAUCAUAAUGUAUUGAAAAAAGGCACUUCAUUGUGCCUUCUUGUGUUGUUGUUUCAAGACUUUAAAAUGUUUGUUUGGUCAUAGUGUAAGUUCUACUUGCACUUGUAAUAAAGGAGUCUUAGCCUGUGACUUUGUUUAGUGUGGCUUUUGUUGUCCUUGUAUGUAAUUGUGGAGCUUCUCCUCUUUGUAAUGAUAAGUAAUUAAUUCUUCACGGGCA
Messenger RNA from Solanum lycopersicum (tomato), 1057 nucleotides. RefSeq names its product probable glutathione S-transferase. Gene Ontology annotation, biological process: glutathione metabolic process. The record is from RefSeq and is a predicted model, not a curated record. NCBI's taxonomy places the organism in Eukaryota, Viridiplantae, Streptophyta, Magnoliopsida, Solanales, Solanaceae. Gene Ontology annotation, molecular function: glutathione transferase activity. Gene Ontology annotation, cellular component: cytoplasm.